Folsomia candida is the source of this 1614-nucleotide messenger RNA. RefSeq names its product lanosterol 14-alpha demethylase. The record is from RefSeq and is a predicted model, not a curated record. The transcript has 7 exons. The coding region runs from base 108 to 1388 and encodes 426 amino acids. NCBI's taxonomy places the organism in Eukaryota, Metazoa, Arthropoda, Collembola, Entomobryomorpha, Isotomidae. Gene Ontology annotation, molecular function: monooxygenase activity; iron ion binding; oxidoreductase activity, acting on paired donors, with incorporation or reduction of molecular oxygen.
AGAAUCAUUCUGUCAAAAACAUUUAUUGAACUGAUAGGUUUAUUAAACCAAGAGGUCAUUUAAUUAUUGUUUAAGAAAUUAUUUUGGAAAUUAAAUUGAAAUUGAAGAUGGACGCCUUAACCUCAGGCUUCGUGGGGACGACGAUUUUUCUUGGGUUUCUAAUUGGAACGAAGAGAUGGCCAAUUUUUAGCAAGUCUAGAAGCCCAAUUCCUCCCGGGGUUAGGUCGGUCCCCUUGGUUGAAGGAGGGCUGCCCUUCAUUGGACACGGAAUCGCCUUUGCCAUCGAUAGUAUCGGCUUUGUGAGAAAGUGCUAUGCAAAAUAUGGCAAAGUUUUCAAAAUAAAAAUAUUUCGAUUUUCGAUGAUCCUCGUAUGCGAUCGAGAAUGUGCCGCAGAAUAUUUCAAGGCUGGCGAACACAAGUUUUCCUUCGUCGAUAUAUUAACGAUGCUCUACUUUGCUGAUGCCUUUUCAGACGUAGGAAUUCCAGUGACACGAUUACAAAAGCUUAUGCACAAAACGGUUGCCGUACGGGUUGACCGAUUCCUCCCAAAAAUAAAGGUUGAGGCGGAACGAUGCAUAGCUCGUUUAGAAGAACAGGUCCAGACUUUUGCGGGAAAUCGGGAAAUAAAUUUUGCAAAGGACAUGGUCCGUUUUGUGAUGUCCACAAGCGUAAUGUGCUUCAUGGGGAUAGAACUGUCGGAUCGGGCAUUUGAAAAUAUGUACGAAUUCAACCAACUCGUCAACACCGUGGUGAGCUCAGCCUACUUUCUGCCACCUUGGUUGAUCAGGCUUAUCUUUGGCAGAAGGCUGGCAUCUUAUAGGAACAGAGUACUCAUAGAAUUUGAGCCAGAAAUUGAGAAAUACAGGGCAGAUCGGGGAAAAAAUGAGUCCAUCAUUUUGCGGGCCACUGUCGAUUCAUUCAACGAACUAACAGGAAAGCCACUCACUAACCGGGAAAUUGGUGAGAUAUUGCUCUGUCUGUUGUUCGUCAGCUCGGAAAAUACGGCGACCGGGCUUACACUCGCGAUCGUGAAUUUGGUCAAUCAUCCCGAACAUUGGGAUCGGGCUAGGGCAGAGAGUCGGAAAUUCUUGCGAAACGGAGAUGUCAAGGGGAUCAUGACUUCGGAAUAUUUGCACGCCUGUGUCAUGGAGAUGGCAAGACUGAAUUCGCAUAUGUUUGCAAUAUUGAGAAGACCGAGGGAAAAGAAUGUUCUGGGAGAAUUUUUCGUCGGUGAGGUUGACGCUGUUGGCAUGUGCGUACAAAUGAUGCAAGUUCAUGGUUCGGCGGAAGAGGUUUUCUCCGACCCGACAACCUACAAGCCGGACCGUUUUCUGGGAGGUGUGGAUGGCUUAGGAGACAAGGAACCGAUGGGUCGCAAGAUAUUAUGACGUGGGGGUCAGGUCUUCAUCUUUGCCCUGGACGAACAUUUGCCCUGUACGAGAUCAAGAUGGCGCUAGCUUAUUUCAUUGAUAAAUUUAACCUUGAAAUUGUCUCAUCUUCAUCAUUGAAUUUCUUUUCACCAUUAGCGUUUGGAAAAAUGGAGGUGAAUGUUAGUUUGAGCUUGAUGGAUAAUGACCAAAUAGCAGAAUAAAUAUAUAAAUUAUUUAGUAGGAA